AAUUCGAGCCGAAGAUUUUGCUUUUUCCUUACGGACCAAACCGAUCAUCGGUGGGCCUAUAUACACCGGGUUCGGCUUAUGUAACCCCCGCUGGUCCGGACGAAUUGAAAUCGAAGAGAGACAGAGGAAGAUAGAGAGGGAAGGAGGAGAGGGGAGAGACCGGAAGGAUGCCGCGGGUUGCGGCUGCAUUCGCCUUCUCCGUCUUCUUCGUCGCAGCCGCCGUCGCCGCCGCCGUUGCCGCCGCCGCCGUGGCGGAAGCCUCCAGCAAUGAUUCCCAGGUCAAAUGCAGCAGAACCUGUGUCGCGGAGAAUUGUAACAGUGUUGGGAUCAGGUACGGCAAGUACUGCGGCGUAGGAUGGACCGGCUGUCCCGGAGAGGAGCCGUGCGACGAGCUUGACGCUUGCUGCAAGGUCCAUGAUGAAUGCGUCGAGAAAAAAGGAUUAAUCGACAUAAAAUGCCAUGAGAAGUUCAAGAGGUGCAUAAAGAAGGUACACAAGUCUGGGAAGGCCGGGUUCUCUCGGGAUUGCCCUUAUGAUACUGCUGUGCCAACUAUGACACAGGGCAUGGAUAUGGCCAUCUUACUCAGUCAGUUUGGUAGCUCGAAGCUCGAGCUUUGACUUGUUCACGAUCAUCAAAGACUGCUGGAACUCGUCCCUCCUGCAAUCAACCCUCUAAUCGCCCAUUACACAGUUGAAACCGUUAAAUUCUUACAGGUCACAGGCAAUUUUGCACUUGGUUGACCUUUGAUGUGAAAUUAUUUCAUGGAGUGAUAAUGUUUCAGCAAUGGAAAAAUCUUUCCGUUCUAUGUUUGCAUAGAUCACAUCUCAAUGAUGAGUAGAUGUAUUCAAACAGAUAUGUUAAUUUGACACAGUUUCUUGUGUUGGUGUUUA
Molecule: messenger RNA, 890 nt
Organism: Punica granatum (pomegranate)
Lineage: Eukaryota; Viridiplantae; Streptophyta; Magnoliopsida; Myrtales; Lythraceae
Source: RefSeq, a predicted model, not a curated record